Molecule: messenger RNA, 4288 nt
Organism: Gracilinanus agilis (Agile Gracile Mouse Opossum)
Lineage: Eukaryota; Metazoa; Chordata; Mammalia; Didelphimorphia; Didelphidae
Gene: ERG
Product: ETS transcription factor ERG
Exons: 10
Coding region: 168-1508 (446 amino acids)
Biological process (GO): cell differentiation; regulation of transcription by RNA polymerase II
Cellular component (GO): nucleus
Molecular function (GO): DNA-binding transcription factor activity, RNA polymerase II-specific; sequence-specific DNA binding
Source: RefSeq, a predicted model, not a curated record
CAAAUACCUCAGAGAACAGAAAUGCAGGAGGAGUGAAAAAUGCAGCAGCCAACUACAACAGCAGCGAAAGAGUGACAGCAGACAGACAAGAAGCAUUAUCAGUGGUGAGUGAGGAUCAAUCAUUAUUUGAAUGUGCUUACGGAACGCCACACCUUGGUAAGACUGAGAUGACUGCAUCCUCCUCCAGUGAAUAUGGACAGACUUCCAAGAUGAGUCCACGCAUCCCUCAGCAGGACUGGCUACCACAACCCCCACCCAGAGUCACUAUCAAGAUGGAAUGUAACUCUAAUCAAGUUAAUGGGUCAAGGAACUCUCCUGAUGACUGCAGUGUUACAAAGGGUGGGAAGAUGGUCAACAGUCAAGAAAAUGUUGGAAUGAAUUAUGGCAGCUUUUUGGAGGAGAAGCAAAUUCUGUCAACCAACAUGCCGAUAAAUGAACGAAGGGUUAUUGUGCCUGCAGAUCCUACAUUAUGGAGCACCGACCAUGUCCGGCAAUGGUUGGAAUGGGCAGUGAAAGAAUAUGGUCUUCCAGAUGUUGACAUCUUGCUAUUCCAGAACAUAGAUGGGAAGGAUCUGUGUAAGAUGACCAAAGAUGAUUUCCAAAGACUCACUCCAAGUUAUAAUGCUGAUAUCCUUCUCUCCCAUCUUCACUACCUCAGAGAGACUCCUCUUCCACAUUUGACGUCAGAUGAUGUUGAUAAAGCCUUACAAAACUCUCCUCGGUUAAUGCAUGCUCGAAACACAGGAGGAGCCGCUUUUAUUUUUCCAAACACUUCAGUAUAUCCUGAAUCCACACAAAGAAUUGCAUCUAGGCCAGAUUUAUCAUAUGAAGCAGCCAGGAGAUCAACCUGGACAAGUCAUAGCCACACUACACAAUCAAAAGUUACUCAGCCAACUUCUUCAACAGUUCCCAAAACAGAAGACCAGCGUCCCCAGUUAGAUCCAUAUCAGAUUCUUGGACCAACAAGUAGCCGUCUUGCAAAUCCUGGGAGUGGGCAGAUACAGCUUUGGCAGUUCCUUCUGGAGCUUCUAUCAGACAGCUCAAAUUCCAACUGCAUCACUUGGGAAGGCACCAAUGGAGAAUUCAAGAUGACAGACCCUGAUGAAGUUGCCCGUCGCUGGGGAGAACGCAAAAGCAAACCGAACAUGAACUAUGAUAAGCUUAGUCGUGCAUUACGUUACUACUAUGACAAAAAUAUUAUGACUAAAGUUCAUGGCAAGCGUUAUGCUUAUAAAUUUGACUUCCAUGGAAUUGCUCAGGCAUUGCAGCCCCAUCCUCCUGAGUCUUCUUUGUACAAGUAUCCGUCAGACCUCCCUUACAUGGGCUCCUAUCAUGCUCAUCCUCAGAAGAUGAACUUUGUUGCUCCUCAUCCUCCUUCUUUGCCUGUGACAUCUUCCAGUUUCUUCUCUGCCCCUAACCCAUACUGGAAUUCAUCAACUGGAAGUAUCUACCCCAAUACCAGGCUUCCAGCAAGCCACAUGCCUUCUCAUUUGGGGACUUACUACUAAAGGAAAAGUGACAUUCCUCCACAAUAUAAAAUUUCCCAUUGAAGUUUUAUAAAGUCUGCUAGAGACAACAUGAAGUAGAAAGAAAAGAAUGAAAAAAGUUGAUUAUAUGUCAGGUUGGGGGGCAAAAGUGGGAGGAAGGGAAAGAGAACAAACAGUUCUUUAGAGAUAGGGAAUUAAUAAAAUUAAUGCUUAAAAAGGCAAAGAUGAUGCUAAAUGUAAUACGAAUGAAGCAUGAAGUGAUCAUGAUCAAGAGAAAUGUGGCUUUAAUGAGUUGAUAAGCUUCAGAGUAAAAGUUUGGUAUCCACAUGCUAACUGGGACUAUACUACAAUAUUAGGAUAACACAAUAUUGAUCUAACAUACAAUAUAUGAAUUCAUUUUUUAAACUCUGCCUGUAUUUAAAAUAGAAAUAUAUACACAUAUAUAGUGUGUAUAUAUACAUAUAUAUGAAUUUAUAGACUUACUUACACACAGACUCAGAAUGGUUUAUUGUGGAAGCCAAUGUGUGGAAUAUAAUGGCACUUGCUGUUUUGAUUAAAAUCAAAAUGGAGGGCUAUCAGCUAUUUUAAACUGUGAAGACUCCUCAGCAUUUUAGAUUCCUUAACAGUAUUACAAUAUAAUGUAAAGAGUUGGACUGAGAAUGUGCAUAAAAGAUAAGUGUAUGAUUGUAGACCAAGGAACUGCAUUUGCAACAGGAUAUUAGUGAGAAGCAGAAGAGGGCAAAAAAGAAUGAGAAAGAAACUACUUAACCAAGUAGAAAUUGAAUAUAUUUUGGAAAUAUGAAAAAUGACUUCAUAGGAUGAAAUAAAAUAUUAUCAGUGUUAUGCCAUACCUAGUAUUACAGUGAGGACACUGCUAAUUUUGAAUGAGUGAUGAAAGGGAAAAGUAGUGUGAAAUUCAGAAAUCAGAUCACAUAUGACUAUUAAAAGUUGUUGUUUUUUUAAACUGGAAUUAUCUGAUAUUUAGAAGAAUCAGUCAGGACCUCACCAUUUUCUUGGGGAAUAAGGUAAGAGACUGUCUUAAUGAUUAUUAUUAUCAGAAAUCACAUAGAUGGUUUGGUUAAAUGGGCAUCACUUUUCCUUUUUGAGUCACAAACGCUGUGCGUUUGUAAGAAUGAAAUAUACAAAUCAGUGGGCUUUUUCUUUUUUUUACAUAAUAAUUAUAUAACUUAUGCAUUUAUACACUACGAGUUGAUCUCGGCCAAUCAAAGACAAUGACACACAUACAAUGGAUAAUCAGAAAUAUUGUGGCCUUGAAUUUUAACUCAGUAUGCUUAAUGUUUACAGUAUGAAGUUAUUAAUAUUUAGAAUGCAGAAUGUAUGUAAUAAAAUAAGCUUGCCCUAGCUUUAUGAUUCUGAUUUAUAUAGUUGUCUGCAUUUUUAGUCACCAAUUUGCCUCCUCAUCAUAAUUGGUUAAAAAUGUUAAUCUUCAUUUUUGUCCCCUAAGAAAGUGAGAGAUAAGUAGAAAAGACUCCAAUGCUUUUUGACUAAAAUUAUAUCAUGACUCAAUACUUAGACAUUUUAUGCCACAUAGUUAUGAGAAUUUCUACCAAAUUCCCCCAUCUGUUUCCAUGCUGCUUAGUAUGCUCAUACCUCCUCUAUGGAGCAGUAGUAUUAAACAUUAUAUUAAUGGAUUAGUCAUACAAACUAAUUUGUACUUAUCAACAGAAAGGAAAGAAAAGUCUGAAACUGAGGAAUGAUUUUUGAAGCAAAAAUUUCAAUUCUGUCUGUAUCACAAAGCACUACAUGGUUCUUAAUAUCAUCAUAAAGCAUUAACUGAACCAUGAAAAACUUGCUACACUUAAAGAAACUUUAUCAUUAAUUCUAAAUAAAAUGUGUUACAAAAACCUUGUUAUUCCUCAGUUUAAAACAGUAGAGGGCAACAUCUUAAUGUGUUUUUUGGCUUUUUUUUUUUCAUUGUUUAAACUAAACUGAGUAUUACCUCUGACUUAAAACACAGGAAUCUGGGAACCAGAGUUAAGAGUUUAGGAACCUCUAAUCUUAUGUUUAUUAGUAGCUGUAUUCAGUAGACAUUGUUUCCAAGAUCUGUUAUGCCAAUGGACAUGUGAUUGCAUAAAUGUAAGUAUUCCCAUGUUGUGUCUACUGGAUCUCUUCAAUGUCUUCACUUAAGUUUGCCAUGCGGUGUCAAUUCUACAUAAUGAUGGGAUUGGGGGAAGGGAAGUGAGACACAAGAUUUGAGAGAUCUCCAAGUUCUCUAGUAAAGUCAACUUACCCUGAUUGAUUUGAAGACCAGUCCUGAAAACAAAGUAUAAUUGGGUCAGUUCACAGUAGUUUCAGGGCCACAUUAGCUUUACACAGUCCUUUGUCAUGAAGAAAACUUAGUUGUCAGACCUCUAUUUUGUGAAGUUUUGCCCAUAAUGCCUAAAAUUUUUAUAGAAUCACAUUACUCGAAUUCCAGACCCUGUUGACAUUUUUCAUAUUGCAAAUAGCCUCUAUCAUUAUGUUAAUAUUGAAAAUAAUUCCAUUUUGCUCUAGAUUAUACCUUGAUCCUCUAUCAUUAAAAAAACAACAACACUAGAAGCAAAGAAUUUGAAAACUAUACUACUGGGAAAGGUCCAUCACCUACUAUGUUAGAAGGUCGAGGCAAAUGUGUCUGCAUUCUACAUAUAAUUAUAAAUUGUACUCCCCUGGUGAUUCAAUGCUACCAUUUCCAUAGCAAAAUAAUUUUAAAAAUCAAAUUCAAUUUUCCAAAUGUCUUAAUUUAAGUUUCCUGCCCACACACCCCAAUCCAAGUUAUUUACAAAGUUGACAUUAAUACAAGC